This is a messenger RNA of Drosophila navojoa, 577 nucleotides long. RefSeq lists its product as uncharacterized. The record is from RefSeq and is a predicted model, not a curated record. NCBI's taxonomy places the organism in Eukaryota, Metazoa, Arthropoda, Insecta, Diptera, Drosophilidae.
UCUUGCUGUUAGACAAACAGUCAACUAAGAGACAAUAUCCAAACAUGUUUAAGAUUAGCAGUUCUAUCUUUGUGCUAGCACUCCUCGGCAGUUGCUGUGCACAAUACCAAUACCCAAACUCAGGUGCCACUGGUGUGGCAGGGGCCUCUGGAGUCGCUGGGGGGUCUUCUGCAUCAGGCGCUCCAGCUGGAGGAGUCAGCAAUCGCAUUAUUGGCUUGAAUGGUCUGUUAGGUGGAGGCGGAGGUGGUGGCUUGUUUAGCAAUCUCUUGGGUGGCCUGCUCGGUGGUGGACGUCAACCUUUGGGACAGGCUUAUCCAGCUCCUCCGCUAGUGCCAUCAUACGGCGGCGGCUAUCUCGGUUACCCAGGCUAUGGAUACGGCGGUGGUCUCGGUAAUCUCGGUGGUUACUCCGGCUACUAUCCAGGUGCCCCAUUUGGUGGUGGCGGCUUUGGACCCGGUUACGGCAACUACUAUGGCUAAUACGUCAACUAAUUGGGGCCCACAAAGUCUACUGAAGUAUUAUUUAAAUGACUAUCUUGCCAUGUUAUUAAUGUGUAGCUAUAAGUUUGUUGACAAUA